Molecule: messenger RNA, 1932 nt
Organism: Saitoella complicata NRRL Y-17804
Lineage: Eukaryota; Fungi; Ascomycota; Saitoellomycetes; Saitoellales; Saitoellaceae
Product: S-adenosyl-L-methionine-dependent methyltransferase
Exons: 4
Coding region: 1-1932 (643 amino acids)
Cellular component (GO): nucleus
Molecular function (GO): methyltransferase activity
Source: RefSeq, a predicted model, not a curated record
AUGGACCUUGAUGUUGAUGUUAUGGAGGUAGAGUACGGGGAGGAGGAAGAUUAUGUCGACUCCGAAGACGAGUGCGAUUGGGCUCAGAUGAUGGACCGUAUCGCUGCUGACGCCUCAAGCGGACAUGAAGUGUUCACUCCAGCUCGAGAUGACAGGUCUUGUGGUCUGGUAGGUGUUAAUCAUGGCAGGACGGCCAGAAGAGACGUUCGUGAAGAGUCCAGUACGAGCACGACAGACAUGGCCAUCGACGAUGGGGACUGGGUGGACAUGGACAACGACGACGAGGCUUUUCUCCCAAUGGUAUUGCACCACAUUGACCUCAACAAGGAGAACGAAAAGCAAGAUACUCUUCCACGUCGACGUCCUCAAGCUUCGCUCGCGCCACCUCCUCUGCACUCCUCGCAAGGCCGCAACCGGCCUCGCUCUUUGCUGCCUCCCAAAACGCCCGCUGGAGUAUUAAGGGAAGACGCUGUUAUGGACGAUGGGCGUCUCAUACGGAUAUCGGAUCAUGUCCCAUUCUUCGGCACGGAUUCGAAAGGUCGGCCUCGUAUCUGGCUACCCGACUACUUCGAGACUACAUUUAGCGAGAGCGAGGACGAACCGCCAAAGGUUGUCCUUGUCGGAUCUGAAUUCGUUCGACCACGGGAUAUACCGGAUUUCGGCGGCUUUCUCCGUGACGAAGAGAACGAAGUCUUUCUCCUCGACGAGUCAGUCCGAGUACUGUUGAUGGAGGGAGUGACAGUGAAGCCCGGAUGGAGUCUUGUGUUUACGAACAAGGGACUUCCGUCCGGGCGAGUAUCGAGGAGGUUAGUGUGUCGAUAUAGGGCGGAGCGGUCUACCUCUUCGGGAGAAGGUGGGCUGCGGACCUUUUUGGAGGACGAGGUCCCUGAAUGGUGCUUCGGAUACUGCGUCGCUGACAAAGUCCUUCGCGACGACUUCCUGGAUCGGGAAACCCGACCAAGGAUAAAUGGCUCUCGAUAUCGGUUAUUAGACGCCUUUUGUGGAGCUGGCGGAGUGAGCCGAGGAGCCCUGAUGGCCGGCCUGGACGUGGCAUAUGGCUUCGACUUUGAUGAAGAUGCCAUUCGCACAUUUCGGGCGAAUUUUGCGGUACCACCGUUACGUGGUGAGGCUAUUUGGGCCUCCGCUGACAAUUUUAUCCCCGUCGUUGAGACACUGUCCAGGAGGGUUGAUAUCUGUCAUAUAUCGCCGCCAUGUCAACCAUUUUCCGCAGCACAUACUACGGCCGGCAAGAACGACGACGCCAACCAAGCAACAUUAUUCGCAAUUGAGCCGCUCAUACGCCAAGUCAAACCUCGCAUAUGCACCCUCGAAGAAGUGCCAGGGAUAACCUACAGCAACAGUGUGGAGUACUGGCGAUCUGCAGUGAGAAUGUUUCUUGAUGCUGGGUAUUCUACGUCGUGGAGGAUCCUAAACACAGCGCAUUUUGGGGUCCCCCAGAAAGGUCGGAAACGGUUGCUACUUUUGUGUAGCUGUCCAGGGCAGGAAUUACCUGCGUUUUCCACGCCAACCCAUUCGCCUGUGGGUGGUGUUGAUCGUCUUUUUCCACCCAGGACGUUACGAGAAGCAUUGACCGGUAUAACUACUACGAAUGGGCAUUCUGUUAACGUCAACCAAGUAUUCGACAACAUUGGGUUCAAGGCUCACAUGUUACCGACAUGGGACGAGCCGUACCCGUGGUCUGUUAUGACCAGUAUGCCUAAUCUGCACCCAGACGGGAGGCGGUUCACUCUGCGAGAAGUAGCACGUUUACAGUCCUUCCCAGACGAUCACCUCUUCCCUCCCGAGAUAUCGAAUCGUAGCAUUGGUCGAAUGAUUGGCAACGCCGUGCCGCCUUGGUUCGCAAAGGCGUAUCUGGAGGAGGUGAGGAAGACAUUGGAGGAGACGGACAGGCAACCAAGAAUAAGGAAGUGA